Molecule: messenger RNA, 1424 nt
Organism: Condylura cristata (star-nosed mole)
Lineage: Eukaryota; Metazoa; Chordata; Mammalia; Eulipotyphla; Talpidae
Gene: GATC
Product: glutamyl-tRNA(Gln) amidotransferase, subunit C
Exons: 4
Coding region: 30-485 (151 amino acids)
Biological process (GO): glutaminyl-tRNAGln biosynthesis via transamidation; regulation of translational fidelity; mitochondrial translation
Cellular component (GO): mitochondrion; glutamyl-tRNA(Gln) amidotransferase complex
Molecular function (GO): glutaminyl-tRNA synthase (glutamine-hydrolyzing) activity
Source: RefSeq, a predicted model, not a curated record
GGCGGCUACGGGUGCCGAGGAAACGAGCGAUGUGGGCGCUAGCCGCGCGGGCUGUGCAGCUAGGUCUUCAGGCCCGGAUAGGCGGGCUUCAGGGCUUCGCUUCCGCGGCGACUCAGCGCCCUUCGGGAAGUGGCCGCGUCUCGUCCGAGCUGAUCGAGCACCUGGAGCGUCUGGCGCUCGUGGACUUCGGCAGCCAGGAGGCCGUGGCGCGGCUGGAGAAAGCCAUCGCCUUUGCCGACCGGCUCGGCGCCGUGGACACAGAUGGGGUGGAGCCCAUGGAGUCAGUGCUGGAGGACAGAUGCCUGUACCUGAGAUCUGACAAUGUGGUAGAAGGCAACUGUGCAGAAGAACUACUACAAAACUCCCAUCGAGUUGUGGAGGAAUAUUUUGUGGCCCCUCCAGGUAAUAUCUCUUUGCCAAGGGUGGAUGAACAAGAGCCCUCCUUGCAUGGCUCAGCACCUCUCCCAGAGAAGGGUGCCCUGUGAAUGCGUGGAAGUGUUACAUCAGUAGUCACUGUGAACAAUAAUUUUCCUGCUUCCUUCAGUCACCUAAAAAAAACCUGAUGGUUAGUGUUUUCUAGAAACUAAAUCUUCUAAAGACAAAAUUGGGUAAGGUCUAGCCAAAACAAGGCAAUAAAAGUUCCUGAGUGCUAAUGGAAGUAAAAGACAUUGUUAGUUUUUAAGGAUGCAUCAGAUACUUACAGGCUGCUUGGGAUGAUAAGACAUUUGCCCUUUAUUUCCUUCCAGAAAGACUCAAACUGCAUGUAAGUGAAGUUUUAGUAGCUAUUCUGCCAACCUGAGCAGUCUUUUAUCUUUAAGAAACACUUGAAUUUGUUCCUAAGUGCUGUUAUUCCCAGAAGAUGGGGUUACUUUUCUGCUCAGGUCUGGGGAACUUGGGAAUUCCUAACCCAGAACCAUUUGCAAUGCACAAAAUGACAUACUAGCUGGGUUCUAGUUUAUUUCUGAAAAGAAAUCACAAAAAAAAAAAAAAAAAGCCUUUGGAAAGCUAACAGUAUUGUAUCAGUUAAUUAGUAUUUCCUAAAAGAGCAGAGACUAUGUUAAAUGUUUUUACCAUGUGGAUAAAAUAAAGGGAGAUGGGAGGAAACCUUGGAAGGUGAUAUACAGUGGAUGUGUUUAUGGUCUUAAUGGUAGUGAUUUCACAGACGUGUACAUACUUCACCCUACACUCACCAAGUUGUACACAUUAAAGAAGUACAGCAUUUUAUCUGGUGAGAGCAGCAUCCCUUUCCCCACAGUGAUUACUGAAUUGAGCAGAAUCCAACAUAGUGAAGUUGGGGCCUUCGGUGGCUUAGGGGUUAAGUGUCAGAGCUAUCACUGCUGCAGACAUGGAGCUGAGCCACAUGUGAUGCAGAUCUCUCCUGUCUCACUCACUGCCCCCUCAGCAAUGUAUUUCAGUAGGUCUAC